GCGAAAUGGAGAAGUUCGGACAGCCUCUCGGAGGAUCCUGUGCCGGCUGAUAACCGCCGGCUGGUCCCAGGGACCCAGGACUUGGUCUCGAUGACAGUAUUCCACGGGUUCAGUGGACGCUUGCCAAUCUGGUCCUGCGGCUGGACUUUUGGCUGACCGCUAGUGGCAGCGGACGUGGGGCUCCAAGGAGGCGCGGUCCAGUCCUGGCCCGCCACCCUGGAGGCAUGGUCCUUUGGGCCACCAUCCUAAUUCUGCAGGGAGCUGGCCUCGUCGGUUCGAUGCCCGGUAAUCCAGGGGUGCCCGAGAACAUAACUGUUAUGUUUGUCAACCCGACAUCCGUCCGCGUUUCAUGGAGCAUGAGACAGGUGGAUUCGGUCGAUAAAUACGACGUGACUUACAAGCCGACCGAUGCCAGGGUCGUGGCGAUUGUCGCUGGAAACAGCGAAGCAGUUACACUGAGUGGCCUGCGUGCUGACACUCAGUACCAGCUUUUUGUCACGGCAGUUCGAGCUGGAAUAAGGCUGAGGAGUCGUCCCAUCGUCUUCCGAACGCUAGAACCGCCGAAGACGUCGCCGCAGCAGGACGCAGCUGGAGCUGUGACUGGAGGUCCUGUGACGCCGCCAGGUCCACCAUCGGCUCAUCAGCCUCAGGCCUACAUUCAAAUCCGGGGGGUCGAGGUUGGAAUCGUUGUGUUGGUCCUGGUCGUCUGGGCCGGAGCGAUUGCACUGUUUUUUAACAGGUGGGGAAAGAUAAGGAUGCUGCUUCCUUACCAGCCUGACUACAAGGAACAGCUCAAGGUUCCCGGAACCGGUGUUUGUGCCGCUGCCACCAACACCUGCAACCAGCACUCGACGCAACACGCCUGCUCUCAGCAUCUGCACUGGUCGAACCACCACGUCGAUUCUCUAGACAGCGCUGGUGGCCUCGGUUGGCCAAGGCCUACAAGACCCCGUGUUAAUAGCGCGAUAGACGUCGCCGGGUUUCUGUCCCAGGAAUUCGUGCGGCGACACGGUUCGACUUCGAGGCUUUGUCGGAAAGUUCGCAGUGCAGAUAAUUUGCCGUUGGCGGCUUCGAGCAGCCGUCAACACGAUCAAAGGGGACUCCACAACCUCCGGGACGAUCUCGGCGAGGAUGAGCGACCCGACGACCGCGAGAUUUUCCUCAAGUCUUCUUCCGGGGGGAAUCAGGAUUCUGGAGAAUCGCAGGACCGCAGGACUCCUUUAGUCAAGGACGAGGAGGGUGCCUCGGUGGCGCAGAUAAAUUUGGAAAAUUUACCCAAGGAAACCGAAACUUCGAGCCAGGAAUCCUCCUAUCAGCUACACGGCUUGAGGGAGGCUGCAGGGGCAACCCCGUCCCUUAUGGCUCGCCGUUUUGGGGGAUGGCGUGUCAGCGGAAGUCACGAAUACGUCCGAUGUCCGGUGCGUCAGCCUGCCUCAAUUGACGAGCGAUAUUACCGUCGAUCCUGCGAGCCAGAUUUCGCGAGAUUGGGUCGUCACCACAACCAUCAGUCACAUCAUCAUCAGCAGCUCCACAGCGAUCAUCAUUCCAAGAGUUGCGAUUACGCGCGACGCGCAACACCGGAAACGAGCGGCACCGAACCGCAGCAUUUCGGUCUCCCGAUUCUGAGCAUCUCCGAGCCAAGUCCCCCCGACGAAAUGGACCGCGUUGACGAGUACUUGUAGAAUUUGCUUGCCGAGGAGUUCGUCGAGGAACUCCUCGUGUGACCGCGGAGCAACGCUCGCGUCACAGUCGUCAUCCUCAUCGUCAUCGUGACACUCGUCAAGCCGUGUGAGGACUUGUGAUAAAAGCAUAAUAUAUACACUUACAUAUAUAUA
This is a messenger RNA of Diprion similis, 1835 nucleotides long. RefSeq lists its product as uncharacterized. Gene Ontology annotation, molecular function: protein binding. The record is from RefSeq and is a predicted model, not a curated record. NCBI's taxonomy places the organism in Eukaryota, Metazoa, Arthropoda, Insecta, Hymenoptera, Diprionidae. The coding region runs from base 225 to 1682 and encodes 485 amino acids. The transcript has 9 exons.